Messenger RNA from Cyphellophora europaea CBS 101466, 831 nucleotides. RefSeq lists its product as uncharacterized. Lineage: Eukaryota; Fungi; Ascomycota; Eurotiomycetes; Chaetothyriales; Cyphellophoraceae. The record is from RefSeq and is a predicted model, not a curated record. The transcript is spliced from 3 exons. The coding region runs from base 1 to 831 and encodes 276 amino acids.
AUGUCGAACUUCUUUGAUCUGCCGGUCGAGAUCAGGUUCAUGAUCUACGGCCACGUCGUCCGCGACGCAAAACUCAAGUUCCUACCGUCAAGCCCGAUAACUGUACCCAGUGCUCAGCCGAUCUACGCCGAGUCUCGUCCUCUAUUCUACCAUGCCGCACGUCUCGACGUCACUGCAAUCCUCGAUGAAAACACUGGCGUACUUCGUGUACCGUCCACAGACACCAUUGAAGCUUCAGGGAAAGGCGCAGUGAUAAACCUCGAUCCAAGCCUGCUGCAGCACAUCAAGUUGGACCAGUUCAAGCUCGCCGGUCAAGGUACCAAGCAGUUCAUCAAGUCUUUGACGAGCCUUCAGUCAUUAACUUAUACCGGACUCGACACUUAUUUGUGUUGGACGCAAGAUUUCUAUGAAUCCCACAAUAGCACAUGGGAUCUUGACUCUGACUGCGGCUCGGACUGCGGCUCGGACUGCGACGGGGACUGCGGCUGUACACCUAACCCGUUCAAUGAAUUUCUCCUGGACUAUCUGAAGAUGGAAGUCAAUGACUCCCCUCACAAGAUUGUUGGUAGGUGCUGUGACCCCGGAAGUGCCCAAGACCACGAGGAAGACUGCUUAGGCGAGAAGCCCAUCCGAAAGUUCGUCGCUGCUUGGGACUGGAAUGAUCGACCUUUCAAGCUUGUAGCCGAAGUUACUUUCGACGAUUAUGGCAAAUCGGUCUUUGCGGAAAUAUACAGUAUGGUCGACCUUGACUCCAAGAUGAUGAGAAUCUUCUCAAGUCUGGAACCUGAUAAUGUUCUUGGGGAAUUCAAAGUUGAUGGGCUCAAAUACUAG